AUGUCGUACGAUUCUGGACGUAUGCCGCCGAAGGCAUCGUCUGCAGAAUCAUCACAUCCGCCGUCCAACUCUGGCAUUCCUAACGCAUCUCGAUUCCAAAGAUCUUUACUGGCAAGGCCAGUCAAUCCUCGAAGCCGCGCAUUAUCUUUCUCCAGUGCGGAAGGAACUAGGCAAAUCCCUGCACCGGUACAGCCUAACAACCGUUCUAAACGACUAUCACUGCUACCGCGGCCCAGCACGGGCGGUCUGACAUUUCCAAGCCCUCCAUCAUCGACGCCAUCGCCCCAAACCCCAAUUCAGCCUAUUCCAUCCUCUGUAUCCACUCCAGACAUUACAAGCCCGUCUGCAUUUCUUCCACCUGUGCCCAUUUACCAGGCACAAACGCCACCGACUAAAAGGAUCCGAAAUGUCCUGCGCAGAAAGGCGCCAGUGAUAGGAAAGCAUGUGGAGCAGAAUCAAUCCCAAAAGCUCAGCCUGGUGAUUCCGCAAGGAAGCCAGCCUAACGAGAUGAAGGACCCUAGGUUACGUUCCACCCCAGAUGCAUACUUUGCUGGACCCUCGGCAUCGGCGUCUUCGCAGAGUUCCAGUGACAAGACGCCCAAAAGUGCCAUGGAAAUUCCCAAGAGUGGACCAGCAGAACUGGCUAGCCUUCGUACAGUCAACACUCAGAACCUUCCCCCCAUGCAUUCAUUUCCAUCCGCAAGCAGCCCCUCAACAAGAUACUCCGAGUCCCCGGGCAUGUGGAGUCGCGGUUCGACACCGACCUCAUUAUCCUCAUACUCUCCGGGGCUUAUGCACACAAGCAAAGUUGGACGUUUAAGACAGCCCAGCCCAUCCCACACUAGACUGCCAUUGUUCUCGCCGUCAUCCUCUAAUGCAAGUCCUCAAAGUGCACAAAGUGAUCGACGAGAGCCCAAAACACAUCGAACAGCACUUCCUCAACGGUCUCUAGGCCCAAGUCCAGUGGCAUCCACCGCACAGAAACAAAUGCCUAAGCCUGUUCCUACAAAGACCCCAGGUCCUCCCCACAGCCCACCGCCAAGAAAAUCGUCCGUGAACUUUAGUCCGAAGGACUCUCCGCCCAAGGACUCUGAUAUCGACGUGGAGAAGGCCAGAAAGGAAGUUGAGGAAGCCGAACGAGAACUGUUCAACGCGCAUAAAAGAAGGAUUGUCAAUGUCGCCAGUCCCGAGGCUAGUGUGCCAAAGACACCACCACGACCAAGCAGAGAUGGCACUCAUUGUUUAAAUCUGGAGACCUCACCAGUGAUACAAAGCAAUUUACAAUACCUCAAGACAACGGGUCACAAGAGACGCGAAUCUAUGGAAAGAGCUCUUACCGCGGCUCAGCCGUUCCCAACUGCAAAUUCAUCUGCUGCUACUUCGGUGGACUCUUUCCGAUCGAAGGACAUAUCUCGAAUUCCAUCGCGCGACACAGGGCCCCCGGUGAUGGCUCGUAAGUCACCUAAGUUGGUCAAGGAUCCUCCCAAAGCACCUACCAAGGAGAAUACCGAGCCGAAAAAGCCCGUCACAACCAAGCGAUUUGGCAUUUUCCCCAAGAAGUCUAAACCAGAAAUGGAAAGCAACACUGGUGAACACAAUCGACCACCAGGACGCAAGGGUCCAGUAGCAGGAACUGGUCACGAAGGAUACGGGAAAUACAGCCAGCGCGGGAGGAAAGCGAGUGCAAGCAGUAGCACUGGUGUCAGGACGCGAUCAACGAGUACAACCCGAAGCGCAUCGCAAUCAAUUGCUAGCAGCAAGGGAAGUAUGUCAAGUCGCCCGGAUCUGGAACUCGAUGAUUUCCUCUCAAGUCGUCUUGAGCCUGUGAUAAUUAGCGGUGGCGGCUUGACUCUUUCGCGGACCCAAAGCGAACAGAGCAUGAGCAGCCUUAGUGUUGCAUCAUCAAGCCUGCAUCGUCCGACCCCUCUCACAGUAUCUACUGUUCAAUCCACCGAUUCUUUGGUGACAACAUCGACAGAUAUUCUAAAUGAGGUGAAGCUGCCUACUGCAUCGAGCACUACCUUGGCAUCGACUCGGAGCCAGAGUUCAGAAAGGAAAUCAGAGUCUGUCGAACGUCCCCAGCCGUCGAAGUCACGUAUGCCAGUACCCAAAGGAAAGAAGCAUGGGAUAUAUGGAUACUCAGAAGCGGCCCAGACUCAAACAUCUCUCUCGAGUGCUGUAUCAACAACUGUUCCUGUCCAGAUUCCCAAGAGCACUGCCGGCUCAUACAACCAGCAGCAACCAGCAGCAACGAAAGGGGGCCAAGAAGUUAAUAAGAAAGGGAAAAACUCUCGGUGGAAUCUAUUCCAAAGAAACCGCCCUGAGCCGCCUAAAGUCCCUGCUCCUGAGCCCGCCCCCGCUUCUCACACUGCCCAGCUUCAUGCAGCGAUCUCACCAGUCGUGAAAACUCGACCUGUUGCCCACUAUGCACUAGUGGAUGCCGAUUCUGACGAGCUUGACGACAUAAUCAAUAACAUCGAGCACUCUCCACCUACAGAAGAGGAGAUUUUUGUACCAGCGGUAGAGAUACCAGCAAGCCUGAAUAUCAGGAAAAGACAGCCAUCCGUCUUACUACCUUCCCCACCGAAAUUGCAUGGCGAGUUUGAGAAAGAUGGACGUUCUUCUCCAAAGACUGCAAUGUUCAACCGCAAUAUGAUGGAUCUGGAUCCUGAAAGUAGCCCUGAAGAGCGCCGACCUAGACGACUCGCUUCUGUGGGUCGCAUUCCGAAAGUUGUUUCUCGGCGCGAUAGACAACACACUCCGGCGACGCAAUCUUUUUCUCGACCAUUCAGCGUCGCUGAAUCACCGCCUUCAGUCCCAGCUCACAAACAAUUAGGCCCACAUGAUUACCCGGGCCUCACCAAUUCUCCUUGGAAGCCACAGGUGGAUAUUCCGGGUAGCCAGCCGUCUGACUGGGGUUAUAACUACACCCAGGGUUUUAGUGCGCCUGCGACGAUUAGCGCCUUGAAUUUCCUUGCUGGUCCUUAUUCGGCUCACGAAUUUAUCCAAUUCUCACCGCAAAAGGGCUCUCCAUCGUCGAGCAGCCCUUUGGCAGCGGUGACGGCUGUUGUUCCCAAGCCAGAAACAGCUCCUAUGGAGGAUGAGAUCUGGAAGGAGUACGAUGAUUUGAUCGAUGUCCUUUCCCCAGAGGAACCGAAGCCAGCUGAAUCUGAUGAAGGAGAGAAUGAUGAGAGAUUUCAGUUUGCAACCAUGGCGAGCAGGGCUCUCCAGGACGAAUUGAACAAUCCAAAUUCUCUUCGUCCCAUGCCAUCUGCAUCCGGUGAAGCAUCAAUUCGCUCCAGUAGCGACUCAGUUCGCCUGCGUCGGUCUAGGAUUGUGUCUGCUUUGCAUUCUUCCCUCUCUCCAUCAACCCAACCUUCUUACAGUAACCUCAUCGCCAGCUACGGAGAUGAUGAGGAGCCGAGGAGCCCAGAAGUUCCUGUGCAUUCUCCCAAAGACAAAUUCCAAGAGCAGCAAUCGACUUUCCUUCAGUCUCUGGCCGCAGCUCCCAGUCCUGAACCAAAGUCACGCAGUGACCGGAAGUCUAUGCUAGGCUCAUCAGAGCGAGCUUGGGAUGCAGUAACUCGUACUAAUAUGCGGUCUGCUUCUUUGAUGACCAGCCGUUGGCUGUCAUUCGGGCGUGUCCUCUUCAGCCCUGCACACAACCACGUCAAGACUGGAACCCAUGGACGGAUUCUUGUAAUUGAUGGACUCGGGAAUGACGAUUGGUCUUUUUAUUGCUCAUUGACCUACCCCGGUGCCGAGGUAUACAGCUUGAGCGGUCGACCGGUUUCCACAGCGAUGCCCCAUCCUGCUGCAUGGCAGCCUCCUACCAACCACCACACCGUCUAUCACGCCGGCCUGCAAAACCCGUUGCCGUUUCCCAAAGACUAUUUUGCCGCCACAGUUCUGCGAUUCCCUGCAGCCAGCCCCGAGGCGAUACAGAAUAACAUUAUUCAGGAGUGUAAACGGGUUCUCCGCUCCGGCGGUUACCUGGAAAUGAGUCUCCUGGACCGCGACAUGGUCAACAUGGGCCCUCGCACCCGCAAAGCCGUCCGCCGACUCAAGGAAAUGACCUGCCUCGCAAACCCAGCCAUUAGCCUCAAGCCUAGCAGCGAUAAUGUCCAGCGUCUGCUUGGCACCCAGGGCUUUGACAAUCUCCGCCGGUGUAUGGUGCGAAUCCCAGUAGCAGGCAUGGUCGUUCGAUCCUCCGGCUCGACUACCUCUUCAUCGAACAAAUCCUUCUUGGCAACAGCAACGACCUCGUCAACCGGAUUCUCUCUUCCGGCUAUAUCGGUCACUGGAACGACUGGUAGUCAGAGCACCCGAACGGCUUCCAAGUCGUCUCCUUCUGAUGACACCAGUAUCUCCCUAGGAGACCUUCUUUCAGAUCCAUCACCCUCCGCCGCUAAUGACGAGUCCAUCGCUAAGAUUGUGGCACGUGUUGGUCGGUGGUGGUAUACGAAGUGUUACGAGGAUCCUGUGCUCCCCGACACCGGAGACAACGAUCCCAGCAUGUGGAACGACCGCAAGGUUCUGCGCGAAUCUCAGCAACGUGGAACUGGUUUCCGUAUGUUGAUUGCGUAUGCACAGAAACCGAGUGAGGUUAAGAGACGCACUGCCAGCGUCUAA
Messenger RNA from Penicillium pulvis, 4632 nucleotides. RefSeq lists its product as uncharacterized. Bases 1 to 4632 code for a protein of 1543 amino acids. The record is from RefSeq and is a predicted model, not a curated record. The transcript has a single exon. Lineage: Eukaryota; Fungi; Ascomycota; Eurotiomycetes; Eurotiales; Aspergillaceae.